Doryrhamphus excisus (bluestripe pipefish) is the source of this 8657-nucleotide messenger RNA. The record is from RefSeq and is a predicted model, not a curated record. NCBI's taxonomy places the organism in Eukaryota, Metazoa, Chordata, Actinopteri, Syngnathiformes, Syngnathidae.
GGGCUUUUAGCUCAAAGUGCUAAAUUGUGUUCCUUCACACCAGCCUCUGUUGGCAAACUGAGACACGGCGGUUGCCAUGGAGAUGGCUGACAUCCGCCCGUGGAGUAAACACUUUCUUUCACGACAAAAGCGGCGACAUUAGCGGUGACAGCGGGUGCUUUUGUCUCACCUUUUUCUUUCGUGCUUUUUGCUUUUUUUCCAGCGCGUACCUGUUGUGACUGACGAGUCUCCAGAUGGAAUAAAAGCCAAAGAACAACGGCGUCCCGCAUGCGUGUGUGUAUACCCGCGGGACUCGGCUGCCAUCUUGUCCAUCACGCCGCACUUGAAAUGCACGCGUCAAGGCCGUCGGCGUCAGGAAUGGCUGUGUUUGACAACUGCACCGUGCUUUUUGAGCUGAAAAACUUGUCAUACAAGGAGAAGGGGAGUGUGAAGUCGCUGGUGACCGAAAACGGAGGAAAACUUUGCUUUGUGGUGAACAAGCAAUGCUCCUUCGUGGUCGUCAGCGACGUGGCCCACCUGAGCACCAACAGGUUGCGGAGCAUCCAGAAGUACCAAACGCCAGUGGUGGGCGUGGAUUAUGUGCACACCUGUGUGAAGAGUGGCGUCCUCCUCCUUAUCGAGGACUACAAGCUGGAUGCUUCCUCGCCUUCGCCCCCCUCGCUUCCUCCAACCUUGCCCGUUCGACCAUUCCAUCAUCAAGCGCCUGCAGCCGGCGGAGCGUUUGCUGAGCCCUCGCUGGAUGAGCGCCCGCCCCCGGAGAAGAAGCGAGACAUCCUGGGCAGGUUCAGGAUUUACGAUGAGCGGGACAAAGACCUACCCGCGUAUCCGGAUGACUUCAGCGUGGCAAAAUAUUCCAUCUUCCAAAAGAACGGCGGCAGCGCUUGCUGGGUGCUGGAGCUGCAGAGCGCCAAAGGCGGGACAGGGCGGCGGUACCGGGUGGUGCGGUACCGGAAGGAAGACGCGGGGGCCGACGAAGCAGCGCAGAGGGACGCGUUGGUGUUCCCGCCCACUUCGGAGGAGGCCGUGGCGGUCUACAGGACGCUGACAGAGUCCCUGCUCGCUUCCGGUCUGAAGCCGAGGACCGACAUGCCCCCCCGGGCCAAGGACCUGGGUUCAGCCCCGCUGCGACAGCUGCUGCUGGAGGAGAAGCUGAGCGCAGGAGUCUUGUCGCACGAUGUGGGCGUCUUUGUGGAGCUGCUGUGGACCGAGGCCUUGGGUUGCCUUGGCAACAUCCUCCUCGUCCCCGUCAACACGCUCAGCCUCCAUGACGUGAGCCGAGCGGAGGGCUUGUUGAUUGAAGCUCAGAGAAACCUGAAGGAGGGGAAGCGCUCCGAAUCGCUCCAACUCCUGGCGGAGUUUUACAUCCUGCUGCCGCACAGGGUCCCCACCAAGACCGCCGACACCCGGCUUUUCUCUCAGAAGCUGGACCUGUGUCAGCUAAUCCGGGACAUCCUGAACGUGAGCGAGAUGACCAUGAGAAGCCCCGCCCCUUCCAGCGUGGGAAAGUUCCGCGCCCUGCGGUGCAGCAUCGAGGCGGUGGACCCCGGCGGCCCGGAGUCACGCACUGUGGCGUCUCUGCUGCGGGACAGCUCCGUGCAGAUCCAUCAGGUGUUACGAGUCGGCAGAGCCGUGGAGCUUCAGACUUUUCAAGUCCAGCUCGGAAAUGUCAAGUCCCUCCUCCACUCCUCCAGCGCUAGCAACUUCGUCGGGAUUCUGUCACGGGGUCUGCUGCUGCCUUGUGUUGGAGUGGAGCACCACGGCAUUGACAGAACAGACGCCGGCAGCCUUGGAAGUGGUAUCUACUUCAGCGACAGCAUGAGCACUUGCCUCAAGUACUCCAAGCCCAGCGCCACAGACGGCUCUCGGCUGCUCGUGGUGUGCGACGUGGCCCUGGGGGAUUGCCUGGAGCUCCACCGGAAAGACCCCGCACUGACUCGGGCCCCCGAGGGACACGACAGUGUGCGCGCCGUCCGCCGCACUGCCUCCGUUCACUCCGAGUUUGAGGAUGACGAGUACGUGGUGUACAGGCCCGAGCAGGUCCAGCUGAGAUACGUGGUCCGCUUCAGCGUGGACGGAGACCGCUUGGAGGAGUUCCGCCCCACUGUGGACACCUCGGCUGAGACCCGCCCCCUCCCAAGCGUCUCAGAGGUGCUGGCUCCUAAUGUCGGGAUAGAAAGCAUGAGGAACCCACUGGGAGACCUGACUGCAGGACUGCUGGGCAGCUCGGGGCAGCAGCUCCCCCUGCAGGCCGUCCACGUCAAGUGCAAAUUGGUGGAUCUGCUCUCCCAGGUCGUCGUCUUCCAAAAGUACAGCAAUCACAGCCCGGCGCCCAUCGAGGCAAAGUACGUGUUCCCGUUGGAGGACUCGGCAGCCGUGUGCGCUUUCGAGGCCUUCAUCGAUGGGAAGCAUGUGGUGGCACAGGUGAAGGAGAAAGAGCAGGCUCGCAGGGAGUACCGGCAGGCCGUCCAGGAGGGUCACGGAGCCUACCUCAUGGACCAGGACGCUCCCGACGUCUUCACCAUCAGCGUAGGAAACCUGCCGGCGGGCGCCACCGUGCUCAUUAAAGUGACCUUUGUGUCCGAGCUCAUCGUCAAGGACGGCGCCGUUCUCUUCUCCCUGCCCGGGAGUGUCGCUCCGUGGCGGGGAAGCGCAGCGCUCAACCAGACCACGCAGGUGACCGUGGACAAGGUCUGUGUGACCCACGAAUCGGCAAGUUCAAGGGACUUCAGCCUGGACAUGUCCAUCGAGAUGCCCAACGAGAUCAGCAGCCUGUCGUGCAUCACACACCGAGUCAAGAUGAAGAGGACCGACUGCAAGGCGGUGGUGAGCGUGCUGCCGGGGCAAGUCAUGGGUCCGGAUGGCUUCCAGCUGUCACUCACUCUGUCGGAGGUUCAUCUGCCCAGGAUGUGGGUGGAAAAACACCCUGACAAGGACAGCCAGGCUUGCAUGCUGGUUUUCUACCCAAACUUUGAUGUCCGACCCAGCUCCAGAUCUGAUGAAGUCGUCAUUUUGCUGGACACGUCCGAGUCCAUGCGGGGGGAACCCCUACGCUGGUCCCGGGUGAUCGCGCUGCACAUCAUCAGAACCCUUCAGCCGAGCUUCAAAGUCAACAUCGUCUUGUUCAACAGCGAUUACACGCAAGCUUUCCUGACCGCAUCGCCGCUCCAUGAGGCUGGACAGGAAGCAGAGAAGUUCCUCCAGGACGUCCUGCCAGUGGGUGGCAGCACCGAGCUCUGGCGGCCCCUGCGGGCGCUCGGCCUGCUGCCUCCGUCGCGCGGCAUCCGCAACCUGAUCCUGCUGUCCGACGGCCACCUCCAGGACGCCGACGUCGCCUUGCGGCUGCUCAGGGACAACGUGCAACACAGCCGCCUCUUUGCGUGCGGCGUCAGCCCAACAGCCAAUCAGCACAUGCUGAGAGCCCUGGCUCAGGCCGGGGGCGGAGCCUAUGAAUAUUUUGACACCAAAACCAAGCACAAGUGGGCGGAGAAGGUGGCGUGCCAGUUGCGGCGCCUGGCGUCUCCUGGCUGCAGGUCCGUGUCGGUCAAGUGGCAUCAGUUCGGCUCGUCGGCGCCGACCCCCGUGCAAGCUCCCAAACAGCUCCACGCGCUCUUCAACGACUGCCACACGCUGGUCUAUGGCUUCGUGCCGCACUGCACUCAGGCCACCCUGCUGGGCGAGCUGGGCGGCCAGGAGCUGAGAACCAUGGUGUCCACCAGCGAGCUGCAGAAGACCAGCGGCACGUUCCUCCACAAGCUGACAGCGAGGGCUGUCAUCAGAGACUACGAGGACGGCAGCUUGGAUUCCAACCUCGCCCAACAUGAGGGGAAGAAAGCCCAGCUGAAAGCGUUCAUCGUUGGUUUAAGCAAGGAGUACUCCAUCCUGUCUCAGUUCACCAGCUUUGUGGCUGUUGAAAAAAGGGAGCCGGGCCAAGCAGACGAGGCCUUCACUGACAUCCCCGCGCUGUUGGCCGAAGAAGAUGUGGACUUCCUGCCCUACAUCAGCUGGACGCCUCGUGAGAGCAGCACGGAAGAGGAAGAAACGGACGACGAUGACUCCUGGUCCGGAUCAGAUUCCUCCCUUGGCGAGCCGUCUCCCUGGUAUCAGCCCACGAGCCCCGCCUCCUCGCUGUCGUCUCCAGAAAUGUCGCCAGUCGAUGAACUUGGGGCUCGUAAGAGGAUGCAGAAGGCUGUGAUAGAGAAAGCGGCAGCUUCUGAUGAGCUGAUGGCCAAGGAGUCCAGCAAGAUGGAGGAGGUGGAGGAGCACAUGGAGUCCAGCAAGAUGGAGGAGGUGGAGGAGCACAUGGAGUCCAGCAAGAUGGAGGAGGUGGAGGAGCACAUGGAGUCCAGCAAGAUGGAGGAGGAGGAUGAAAGUGAAAUGGGAUUCGGAUUGUUUGACGACGUACCAGCCUUUGUUGAAGCCUUAUGUUCCAGAGGAAGAACCAAGCCAGGUCGCUUUACUGGAUCAUUUGCUGCUGCUCCUCGUCCUUCUCCUCCUCCUCCUCCUGGAGCCACGCAACCAGAUGUAGAACCAUUUCCACCAAGCCUGGACGUACCACGUAUCCAACAUGGCGGCUCAUUGGAGGCCUCUCGUCCACGUCUACGUGGAACUCAAAGGGAUAACAGCCUUCAAUUCGAUAUCACCCCUAAAUCCAGACCCACCCAUCCGUCCCAUGAUGCACCUCCACCACCUCCUCCUCCCCCUGGAGACACAGAUCCAAAUGGAAAGAAUUUACUUGAAGACCUCGGCUCACCAGUUCCGCCCCCUCUGCUGCCACUUCAGCAUCAAACCCUGCGACGUGUGCGUCCGAACCGUGAUGUAAAAGCUAAGGAAGCCGGAGUCCAGCAUCAGUGGGAUCCUCCUGGGAUGGAAGCUCAAGUGAAGCUCCAGCAGCAACCAGGUGGAGGAGCUGAGGAGACCAUUGAGCGCUUUGAUGGCUUUCCUGUCAGACAAACAUCAACCAGGAUGUCUUCCCCUCCCGUGGUUGGAACGCUUUUUGGCAGCAAAGCACCUUCAGGGCCUUGCCAAGGGUCUGGCUAUUCUGGUAGGGCACCAAUCACGUGUGGUCCACCAGCAGGACUUUCUCAGCUGCUUCAGUCUCAGGUCCGGUCUACGGCACCAGGUUUUUCUUUGGCGAGCCAAACUUUGGCACCAGAUUUUUCUUUGGCGAGCCAAACUUCGGCACCAGAUUUUUCUUUGGCAAGCCAAACUUCAACAACAGGUUUUUCUUUUGGGAGCAAAACUAGGGCACCGGGUUUUUCUUUGGCGAGCCAAACUAGGGCACCGGGUUUUUCUUUGGCGAGCCAAACUUCUGCACCAGGUUAUUCUUUGGCACCAGGUUUUUCUUUGGCGAGCCAAACUAGAGCAGCAGGUUUUUCUUUGGCGAGCCAAACUUCUGCACCAGGUUUUUCUUUGGCGAACCAAACUUUGACACCAGGUUUUUCUUUGGCGAACCAAACUUUGACACCAGGUUUUUCUUUGGCGAGCCAAACUUCUGCACCAGGUUUUUCUUUGGCGAACCAGACUUUGACACCAGGUUUUUCUUUGGCGAGCCAAACUUCUGCACCAGGUUUUUCUUUGGCGAACCAAACUUUGGCACCAGGUUUUUCUUUGGCGAGCCAAACUUCAGCACUAGGUUUUUCUUUUUCAAGCCAAACCUCGGCACCAGGUUUUUCUUUUGGGAGCCAAACUUCAACACCAGGUUUUUCUUUGGCGAGCCAAACUAGAGGACCAGGUUUUUCUUUUGGGAGCCAAACUUCAGCACCAGGUUUUUCUUUGGCGAGCCAAACUUCAACACCAGGUUUUUCUUUGGCGAGCCAAACUAGAGGACCAGGUUUUUCUUUGGCGAGCCAAACUUCAGCACCAGGUUUUUCUUUUGGGAGCCAAACUGCAUCCAAUCUUGCACCCAUUUUGGGAAGAAGAGCAGUCGGCUCUGCUCCACCCGACCCUGCGCCAAGACCCGUGGGACGUGUCCUCAGGCAGACAUCCUGGUCGGCAGGAGGCCAGAAUCUGGCAAAAUGGACGAAGAUCUUCGAGAUGCAGACUUCGGACGGCUACUGGGAGCUGACCACGGAGCUGGGCCAAUGCGUCAACGUCGACCUCCACGUCCUUGCCGACGACUUCCUGACGAGCAAAGGCAUCCGCUCUCUGGGCGUGAAGGCGGCCGCUGACAUCCUGAGGCUGCUGGCGACUCUUGUGGUCCUGCAGAUGAUGAGGUUGGAGAAGCUGCCGGAAGGCCGGCUGCUGCGUACGCUGUUCGCUUUGGAGGAACCGCCGAUCAGAAGCAGGCCGCCCCGCUGGCAGCGCGUCAGGACGGCGGUGGACUGGGUCUGCUGGGCCGACCGCCAGUACCCGUGCGUCUGCAGCCGGCUUGAGAUGGGCUUGACCUGGGAGUCCGUCACCCGCCAGCUGCUGGGCUACGACGUCCCGCCCGCCUUCUCGCCUCUUGCUGGCCUCAAGCUGAGGAGCAACAUGGCCGCCGCGUGCCCCCCUGUGGUUGUCCAAUGAGAACCCCCGGCAGCAUGGCGGGAAAGAAGCGCAGGUUGCAACAUCAAAAGGCUUGUUUUUAAUAUGUUCAUGAUAAUUCAUAGGUAUGUAAACAAAUUGCAGGUAUUUGGGGCCAAAAGAAGCAUUUCCGGGCAUAACCUGGACCACAUGACACAACGUUCAAAUCCAAGGCAUUCACAAAUCACAUUCAAACACCUAAAGAUACACUCUCAUACAAAUCUUUAUGCUAACUCCUCCAGGGGGCGCCGCAGCAAACCAACCUCCUCCAUCCAACCCUGGCUUCCGCAUCUGUCUCUCCUGUCCUCCUUCACCACAUCCAUGAACCUCCUCUUUGGUCUUCCUCCACGCCUCCUACCUGGCAGCAUCCUUCUACCAAUAUAUUCACUAGCUCUCCUCAUCCCAACUUUAUCUCCAAGGCUUCUAUCAUGUAAUGUCCCUCUGAUGUACUCCUUCCUGAUCCUGUCCAUCCUGGUCACUCCCGAUGUGAACCUCUGCAUCCUCAUACUGCGUCUUGCUGCGGCUAAUCUCCACUUUCUCUCUGGACUACUGCUACCAACUGCUACCAACUUCAUCAUGACUUUGCCAGGUGAGCCCAGUUCAUGAAUGAUUGAAGUUCAUGAUGUGGAACAUCAUCAUGAACUUCAUUCAUUCAUUCAUUCAUUCCAUCCCAGACAUUUCCCAAAAGCUGCCCCUCUCCGUACCGGACCUUUCUGAUGAUCCUUCAAGGUGCUAAGGCUUGAUGGAUAGUGUAGAAACCAAAAGAAGGGUUAGACUCUCAUCUUUCGGUUUCUACCCUGCCCUUUCUCUGCUUCUUAACCAGACCAACGCUUUGCUUAACAAUCAUUGGGACCUUUAAUCAACAACAAUUACGCUUACUCCAAGUACUCCACUCAUAUUUAACACAAAAUAGCAUUUGAGUAUUGUAACUGUUGUAACUAUCACUAGGUGUCAGUUGGGGUACACUGGCGACACAAUAGCCACUGCAGGAAGUACUGACCAGAAACAGGAAGUAGAAAAGGAACAGGAGCAAACAACUCUCCUAUAUUAUGUCUUAUUUUCUCUUUCUGUGUCUGUUAUAUUGGGUAAUAGGAGUGUAAAGGUGACUAUGGGGGUGUUAUUUACAUCUAGAGGGCUCUAAUCAUGUUAAAAAGUGUAUUUAGAAGGUUGUUAGCCUUCCUUUUCUAUGUCGUAGCUACCAAAUGAUUCCAUUCGGGAAUAAGGAAUCCUGCUUAGCGGAAAUAAAGUUGGGUCUGGAACCAAUUGAUCACCAUGAAGGAGUUCCACUGUCAUCUUCUUAUGAUUAUAUAUUCAUGUUUACAAUAAAAAAUCAGCAGUAAUUGUAUAAGAAUAAAGCCAAAAAGUGUCAUCUAACAGGGAAGUAGUCAUAAUUUCAUAUCAUUUAACUUGAAAUAAUAAAGAAUAAAAACACAAGUUAGUAGGACACAAGUUCUAAUAUCAGAAACCCCAAAAAUACAGCAAAUACAUUUUUUUUGGGGGGGGGGGUUAGUUUGCAGAACAGUUCUGAUAUGACCAAAAUAAAGUCUAAAUAUUAUGAGAAGAACAUUUAUGAGAUCAAAGUUAAAGUUGUGGAGGGAAAAAAUACUGUAAAAAUGGCCAGAAUACCACAUUGGUACUACAGUUCUAGGUCAGGUCUGGAUCUGAGUGGACCACAUGGGGGCAAGUCCACUUUCUAGAUAUAGUCGGGCCCUCAACCUCCAGUUGACUGCCCCCAUGUGAGUUUGAUGCCCCCGGUGUAGAGGACGAAAGGGAGUUUGUGCUAAGACCCACCCCGCACCACCUCACGCCGCUCCACGCCACACCGCUCCAUGCCACCCUAUGCCGCCCCACGCCACACCAUGCCACUCCAUGCCAUGCCACCCAACGCCACGCCUCUCCACGCCACCCUACACCACCCCACGCCACUCCAAGCCAUGCUGCUCCACACCUUUGUGUUUGCCGCGUUGCUGUCAAUCAAGGCCCCCCGCCCUCUGAAGCGGGGCCAAUCAUCUAAAGCGGCGUGGAAGUCAUGCGGACUCGCUUGCAGACGUAGCUCCCGUACUCACUGAGGAACUAAUGAGUGGAGUAGUUAUUGAGGAAAUAUGUGUGUCACAUGACAUACAUUGUUAGCUGACUCAUGCUAACUCAUUUUCUCU